Messenger RNA from Hipposideros armiger (great roundleaf bat), 4468 nucleotides. It is a transcript of the gene PAK6, whose product is annotated as p21 (RAC1) activated kinase 6. The transcript is spliced from 12 exons. The coding region runs from base 1007 to 3034 and encodes 675 amino acids. Gene Ontology annotation, biological process: protein phosphorylation. Gene Ontology annotation, molecular function: ATP binding; protein serine/threonine kinase activity. The record is from RefSeq and is a predicted model, not a curated record. Lineage: Eukaryota; Metazoa; Chordata; Mammalia; Chiroptera; Hipposideridae.
UGACAUCACCCUCCUCCCCAUGGCAACCCUCGACGAUAUCAAAAUUGCCAAGCAACGUUGGAGCAGGUCGCUGCCGGAGGAUUUAAUGGAGAAAUCCCAAAGUAAGCCGGGGUGCGCUGUGGAGGAGGGGUGUGCCGCGGCCAGGAAGGAGGCCGGAGCCUGCCGGUGCCGCCUGUCAGGCAGCCCCGGGCCAGCUGGGGCUCUUGGGCCACGCUCCCUUUGACAGCUCUGCUGAGGACAGCAGGUGGGGGAAGGGCACUGCUCCCUCCCUGAUGUGCCAGAAGCCAGGAGCAGCCAUCCAGGUGACUAAGCCGGCCCGCUGGCACUGAGUCACCCCCUGGCCUGAAGGUUUCUUCCUUCCGUUUUGCAUCUGAUUAUUUUGGGAGCUGGAAACUUGGAGCUCCACCUGAGCCCCGCCCCUUCUAGCUCUCCCCUCCCUACCUUGGGAUCCGAAGAAGAUGGGACCUGCUGACAAUCUGCUGCUACCCCCUAAGGAUAUGGAAGCCGCUGUGGGCGCCGGAGAUGCCCAGGGAGAAACGCCAGGCAACAAAGUGCAAUAGCAGAUAUGGUGAUCGGGCUGCUGUGUCCUCUGGAGGUGUUGGGAGAGAAGAGGAAUCUGGUCUGCACUGACUGGAGUCCUCCCGGGCUGGCUUUGAACUCACCUCCCACAAGCUAUUUCUGUAAAUGAGUGGCUUCUAGGGUCAGAGUGGCAUUUGGAGAGCAAAGCUGGAUUGGCUUAGGCUGGCCUGGGCAGGGAGUGGUGCUUCCUGGGCUAGAGACAAGCACUGGCCUGCAGUGGGGAGCUCGAGGCUCAGCUGCCCGGAGGAGCAGCUACGAUGGGGGCUCCAGGCAGCACUUGGAGAUGGCAAUUGACACCCUGUUCAGGCCUUGGAGGACUGGCCGGGAAGGUCUUUAGUCUUCCUUCUUCUGGUGCCUGAAAGCUCUGCCCACUGACGAGUGAGGAGUUGGGAGGAAGAGGAGGCGAGGAAGGCAGGCCUGAGACACCAUGUUCCGCAAGAAAAAGAAGAAACGUCCUGAGAUCUCGGCCCCACAGAACUUCCAGCACCGCGUCCACACCUCCUUUGACCCCAAAGAAGGCAAGUUCGUGGGCCUUCCCCCACAAUGGCAGAACAUCCUGGACACACUUCGGCGGCCCAAACCGGUGGUGGACCCUUCACGCAUCACGCGGGUGCAGCUCCAGCCCAUGAAGACAGUGGUGCGUGGCAGCUCCGUGCCCAUGGACGGCUACAUCUCUGGGCUGCUCAACGACAUCCAGAAGUUGUCAGUCAUCAGCUCCAACACCCUGCGUGGCCGCAGCCCCGCCAGCCGCCGGCGGGCACAGUCCCUGGGGCUGCUGGGGGAGGAACACUGGGCCACCAACUCCGACAUGUACCUGCAGAGCCCCCAGUCUGAGUGCACCGACCCCCAUGGCCUCUACCUCAGCUGCGACGGGGGCGCAGCAGCAGGCCGCAGACAGCAGGAGCCACAGAGCCCACGGGUCCUGCCCAAUGGGCUGGCCACCAAGGCGCAGUCCCUGGGCCCCGCCGAGUUCCAGGGUGCCACGCAGCACUGCCUGCAACUGGGGGCCUGCCUGCAGAGCUCCCCACCCAUCCCUGCAAACACAGGGAAGCGUGGGACCAAGGCUGCCAGGCAUGGCGCCGAGGAGGCCCGGCCACAGUCUUGCCUGGUGGGCUCAGCUGCGGGCAGGCCCGGUGUGGAGGGCAGCCCUAGCCCUAAGACCCAGGAGAGCAGCCUUAAGCGCAGGCUAUUCCGAAGCAUGUUCCUGUCAACUCCUGCUACGGCCCCUCCAAGCAGCAGCAAGCUAGGCCCUCCGCCACAAAGCAAGCCCAACUCCUCGUUCCGACCGCAGCAAAGAGCCUCCCCCGCAAGCCUGGUGGCCAAGGCCCAGUCCUUGCCCUCAGACCAGCCCACGGGGACCUUCAGCCCUCUGACCACCUCAGAUACCAGCAGCCCUCAGAAGCCCCUCCGCAUAGCCCCGGCCUCCGGCCCUCCUCCAGGCCGGUCUUCACCAGCGGGUUCCCCCCGCACCCGGCAUGCCCAGAUCAGCACCAGCAACCUGUACCUGCCCCAGGACCCUGCAGUGGCCAAGGGUGCCCUAGCUGGCGAGGACACAGGCGUCGUGACACAUGAGCAGUUCAAGGCUGCACUCAGGAUGGUGGUGGACCAGGGUGACCCCCGGCUGCUGCUGGACAGCUACGUGAAGAUUGGCGAGGGCUCCACAGGCAUUGUCUGCCUGGCACGGGAGAAGCACUCAGGCCGCCAGGUGGCUGUCAAGAUGAUGGACCUCAGGAAGCAGCAGCGCAGGGAGUUGCUCUUUAAUGAGGUGGUGAUAAUGCGGGACUACCAGCACCUCAACGUGGUGGAGAUGUACAAGAGCUACCUGGUGGGCGAGGAGCUGUGGGUGCUUAUGGAGUUCCUGCAGGGAGGGGCCCUCACGGACAUCAUCUCCCAAGUCAGGCUGAACGAGGAGCAGAUCGCCACUGUGUGUGAGGCCGUGCUGCAGGCCCUGGCUUACCUGCAUGCCCAAGGUGUCAUCCACCGGGACAUCAAGAGUGACUCUAUCCUGCUGACCCUCGAUGGCAGGGUGAAACUCUCAGACUUCGGAUUCUGUGCUCAGAUCAGCAAAGACGUCCCUAAGAGGAAGUCCCUGGUGGGAACUCCCUACUGGAUGGCUCCUGAAGUGAUCUCCAGAUCUCUGUAUGCGACCGAGGUGGAUAUCUGGUCUCUGGGUAUCAUGGUGAUAGAGAUGGUGGACGGGGAGCCACCUUACUUCAGCGACUCCCCAGUGCAAGCCAUGAAGAGGCUCCGGGACAGCCCCCCACCCAAGCUGAAAAACGCUCACAAGGUGUCCCCAGUGCUGCGAGACUUCCUGGAAAGGAUGCUGGUGCGGGACCCCCAGGAGAGAGCCACAGCCCAAGAGCUCCUGGACCAUCCCUUCCUGCUGCAGACGGGGCUACCAGAAUGCCUGGUGCCCCUGAUCCAUCUCUACCGCAAGCAGACCUCUACUUGCUGAAUCCACCCCCAGGGUGCACCUGCCACCUGUGCCCACAGGCAGGGGACACUGGGCAACUAGCUUGCCGACAGGGCCUGCCUGCCUCAUUUUCUCAGUAUUCUCUCCAAAGAUUGAAUGUGAAGCCCCACGCCCACCCACCCUCCUGCCCCUCAGCCCACUGGGCCAGGCCGGACCUGCCCCUCAGUCUCUCUCCCCUCCAAGAGAGUCCCCAGUUGCCUUUGGGAUGAUGGAGACCCCUUCUUCAGGAUGACCCUUUGUUAUUUGCACAGGGAUAUUUCUAAGAAACACCGAGACCAGCACUUCUGGCCGCUGCAGCCAACAUAGCAGAAAAGGCUGCUGCGGUUUUUUUUAAAGGCAGUUGCACACUAGCAUCCCAGGCCACCCAAGAGGGCGGAGUGCCAGUUUUCACCAGGAUACUUGCUGUUCUCAGCUUCAAUUCCAAACCCUGGGGCCUCGAGAGGGCCACAGGGAAGGUUUUCAUUGCCUGAAUCUGUCUUCUUCCCUUGUGUCUGACUUCUUGGAGACACAGUCCCACCUGCACCUGCUUCCACACCCACCUGCACUGACAACACACAACACUCUUAUGCACAGCCUGCUGUGAACUGUGAACAGCCAGCUCAUAGGCCACGGGAGGCCACAGGAAGGGGAGGGGCAUUUUCUGGGUAAAAGAGAAACAAUGGAGGUGGUAAAAGUGGUGUUACUUUACAGGAUGCGUAUGCUCACUCGUGCCUGUGUGUGUGUGUGUGUGUGUGUGUGUGUGUGUAAGCAGAGGAAGGUCACCCCAACAGCCUGGCCCCAUCAGUAAGGCUUGCCCAUUCUCUCUUCCACUAAGUUCUGCACUGAAGGGACCUGGUUUCUUGGUUUGGCUUCCCACCUCUUAAGUCCCGUGUCUCUACCUGACCAGUGAAGAGGUCUGUCUUGAGUCUAACUCAUCCUGCAGUCUGGGCAGGUUUCUGAGUGUCUCCUGUACUAUGGAGUCUGAAAGCCCAAGACCAGAAGAAUGAGGAAACAAACUUUGUUUUACUUGUGAGCUCCAUCUCAAUAACCAGGUCAUCAGGGACCCUCUUCAAAAUCCUGGUCUGGGGAGAUGGGCCAGCUCCCAGGGUUCCAUGUUGUCAAGAGAAUGGGCACCCCCAUUUGUGCAAACCAUCUGCCCCUAGCUGCCUCCUCAGAUAACUUGUCUCCUUGUCCUCUUUCCCUCCCCACCUUUAGGGCUGUUGUGAGACAGGGAAGCCCAGGGAAGAACUCCAGGUGUCUGGAUGUUAUCUAGAUCAUAUUUUUAGAUUUCUCUGCUCCCUAGUGGCCUGCUCUGGGACAAAACAAACAGAAAAACUGCAAGGACUUUUUUUUUAAGGGUCAGAGUUUCAAAAACAAAAGCGUCUUCCCUAGAAACUUUUUUGUGAAUUGUUUGCACUUGUGCCUGUUUUAAAUUAA